Molecule: messenger RNA, 2134 nt
Organism: Staurois parvus
Lineage: Eukaryota; Metazoa; Chordata; Amphibia; Anura; Ranidae
Source: the annotation of a GenBank genome assembly
GUUCAGCCAAAACGAAUUAUUGGAACCAAGGACUCCAUGUUUGGCAUUUCUGUGAAAAAUAUUGGAGAUGUUAAUCAAGAUGGCUACCCUGAUAUUGCUGUCGGAGCGCCGUAUGAUGAAGGUUUUGGAAAAGUCUAUAUUUAUCAUGGUUCCAAAACUGGAAUAAUAGAGAAACCUGCACAGAUUAUUGAUGGGAAGAGCACAAAAACUCCGACGUUUGGUUACUCUAUUGCUGGAAACAUGGAUCUAGACAAAAAUUUAUACCCAGACAUAGCAAUUGGAUCUUUAUCAGAUUCUAUAAAUGUUUUCAGGGCACGCCCGGUUGUCAGCAUCAAGAAGACAAUUAAAGUGACACCAGAGAAAAUUGACUUCAAUAAGAAAGAUGUGAACUGUGCUGCACCAAGCAAAAUCUGUUUGACAGUUGACGUCUGUUUUGUCAUAUACUGCUAUCCCCCGUAAUUACAAUCCAGUUCUAACACUCGGCUACACACUAGAAGUGGAAAGUGAAAGAACCAAAUUAAGUUUGUCAUCCAGGAUUUCCAAUUUCCCAGAGCCAGGAACAGUAACCCUACGACAACAAGGUCAGGACAGAUGUUUCCAGAAAGUUCUAUAUGUACAGGAAAAUAUUAAAGACAAACUUCGACAGAUUCCCGUGUCUCUUUCUGUGGAUAUUAAAAAUGUCCGUCGGAAAAAGAGACAAAGUGGCUCACUGCCAGAACUUAUCCCAAUCCAGGAUGCCAAUGAGCCCAAAACAGUCACAGCAGAGGCUCAAUUUUUGAAAGAAGGAUGCGGUGACGAUAAUAUCUGCAACAGCAACAUGAAGAUCUCUUACAACUUCUGCGAUAAAGAAGGAGAGAACACCUUCACCGCACUGAAGAAGGAGAGUGGUGUUCCAGUGUUGGCUCUGCAGGAUCAGAAACAUAUUGCUCUUGAAGUUACAGUAACAAACAAGCCAUCAAAUCCUAACAAUCCCACAGCAGAUGGAGAUGAUGCCCAUGAAGCCAGGCUUAUCGCAGAUUUGCCAAACACUCUGUCUUUCACUUCAGUCAGUUUCCCCGCAAACCAACAGGAAAAACAAGUUCUGUGCGUACCGAGUGUAAAUGGAUCAAAAGUGGAGUGUGACCUUGCAAACCCCUUUAAAAGAAACGCCAAUGUAACAUUUUAUCUUGUUAUGGGUACAAAUGAUAUUACAGUUGACACUACAGAACUGCAGAUUCCACUCACUUUAGAAACGACAAGCUCUCAGUCUGACCUAGGCCCUGUAGUUGCUAAAGCCCGGGUAGUUGUUGAGCUCCUGCUGUCAGUAUCAGGGGUUGCCGAUCCCUCCCAGGUGUACUUUGGAGGAAACGUGCUUGGGGAAAGUGCCAUGAAGACAGAAGAUGAUAUUGGAAGCUUGGUGAACUUUGAUUUCAGAAUUACUAAUUUCGGACGGCCCCUGAAAGCUCUGGGUGCAGCAUUCUUAGACAUUCAGUGGCCAAAAGAGAUCACCAAUGGAAAAUGGCUGCUUUACAUUGUAAGAAUAGACUCCCAAGGCCUGGAGCCGAUGUCUUGUCACCCUAAGGAGGAGAUUAACAAACUGAAAUUGCUGGAAUCUGGAAAAGUUCGAAGUAGGCGGGAGAUCGGAGAAAGGCAGCCUGUAGCGGAUAAGAAACCAUUUUCCUUGUUCUCUGACAGGAAAUACAUGACACUGGACUGUAAUAACAAUGCAAAAUGUGUUAAAAUUAGAUGUCCCCUUGCUGGUCUGGACAUCAAUGCAUUCAUUAAAGUUCGGGCAAGACUAUGGAAUGGCACCUUCCUAGAGGAAUAUUCAAAGAUGAAUUAUCUGGAUAUUCUAGUGAAAGCCUCCAUCAGUAUUGAUACACGAGCGGAGAAUAUCAAAUUGCCAAAUGAGGGUUAUCAGAUGCGUGUUACAGUUUUCCCAGAGAAGAGGCAGGCACAAUACACAGGAGUGCCAUGGUGGAUCAUUCUGCUUGCCAUACUCUCUGGAAUAUUAUUGCUUGCACUAGUAGUGUUUAUUUUAUGGAAGUGUGGCUUCUUCAAGAGAAGUAAGCAAGAUCAGUAUGAUGCCACAUAUCACAAGGCUGAAAUCCAUACUCAGCCAUCUGAUAAAGAAAGGCUGACAUCUGACGCAUAG